GAGGGCGGUGCUCUUGAGAACGUCCCAACCUUCCUCCCAAAGAUCCCGGCGUACCCGGGUUGAUUCCUAGCGAGGGCCAUGGGAAGCAAGAAAGUCAUUAAACGGUAUGUUUCUGGCUUGACCAUUGAAAGACGACGGAGUUCAUUAAAAAAUAGUAGUACAAGCAAGGAGGCUUAGAAGUUUAGUGUUACGGAACUACACUCACUGCCCACGAAUACGAGGCUUUCAAGAACAAAUCAGGAAAACCGGUACCUGCUCUGCUGUAGCCUGGGGAAGAAGCGAAAAGGUGCCUUGGGCAUUGGUUUUUAAACCGUGUCGCUUUCCCUCUCUCUCUCUCUCUCUCUCUUUUUUCGUUCUUUUUUCACCAUCCUGCUUUUUUAUCAUUAAAUAACAAUACCUUCAUCAUGGCUGAAAUCGCCUCGUCGGAGGUUCUCAUCUCAGAGCUCCCCACCAAGCAGAUUAUUCUAGCCCCUAAGCAAGCGACCGUAGUUCGUGAGAUCUUCACAUCCAUCCAACCCGGUCAAAACGAAAUCACCAUUAUUGGUCUCGACCCCAAGGUCAACCCUGAAUCCAUUCGCAUCGAAGGCUCCGGCUCCGCAGUCAUCACAGAUAUCCAGACCAAUAUUAUCCCGCGACAAGAGCACUUUGAAGAUGUCUAUCCCUCGGAGACGGAGGAGGAAACAGCGACGAGUGAGGAGGACGAGGAUUUCUCCGAGGACGAGGAUGGACUAAAUGACCCCGAGAUGCAGGAAAUCCGAAAGGAGAUCGCAGAAGUAGAAGCGAAGCUCGCGAAAGCGCGCAACAUUAUCAACGCAUCAAUCUCGGUGCUAAAAAUGAUGGACGAAUACGGCAAGAACCUACAUGGCGAAAAACAGAAAAAUGUGUCGAAGCUGGAUGAUUUUUUAAGUGUCUAUACUGUGCGACGCGCGGACGAGGCAGAGCGCCACCAUAAGGCAAACGCUGAGCUCGAUAGCGGCCAAAAAGAGAUUGCAAAAUUACAACGGAAAUUAUUCCGACGGCAGAUGCGUUACGCACAGGAGCAGAAAAAGGCUUCCAGGGCUAUUCGCCGUCGAAAUGAGAAGCGCGCGCGAAUCCGCCAGCAGAGGAAACUCAAAGUGGAGCGUGUGCGUCGCGAGCAGCGGUCCUUCUGGACGAGCGAUGUCGGCCAGAUCAUCGUGUCGCUUGAUAGUCAGAUGCUAGGGGCAUUCGCAACCCCCAUGUCAAGCCGACGCAGCUCGAUCAUCGAAAAGCCCGCGGGGGAGCGAUCGACUGAGAAACAGGAGCCGAUUGAUGUGGUUUUGCGUCUGAGCUACAUCGUUCCAGGACCCCACUGGGUUUCGCGUUACGAACUUCGGAUCAAUUCGCCGUCGUCAUCUGCCCAGAUGACCUACCGUGCAGAGUUUACGAACUCGUGCUCUGAAACAUGGAAGGACACCCGUCUCACACUGUCCACCUCCAAAGCUUCGUUUAGCGGGAUUGGCGUGCGCAUUCCUUCCCUGGAGGCCUGGAAUAUCAAAUUGGUCACGGCGCAUUCCAAGGCAAGCCCGUCCUGGGACAAGAUCUUGAACAGCCAACGACAAUAUCCAGCUUCCAAUGUUUUCGAUCCAGUAAAAAAUAAAGGCGGGCUCUUUACAAGAGCACAACAACAGAUGCAGUGCCAGCUUCAAGCACAGGCUCGCCUUGCAGCGCCUGCCGCAACAUCAGGCCUAUUCGGAGGACUGGCACCAUCGUAUCCCCAACCUCAAUCGGCCUUGGGGUUUGCAGCAAAUGUUUCGCAGCCAUCAACUUUUGGGGCGCCGGAUCAACAAUCGCUGGCUCAAUCGGCCUUUGGGUCUGCGGCAGUACCGCAGCAAACGGGGGGGCUCUUCGGAUCAAGCACACAACCAAGGGGCUUUGGUCAGGCACCGCAGCCCCCACCUCCACCUCCACCAGCGCGAGCCUUAGCUGCCCCGGGGAUACCAGCGGCAGCAGCAGCAGCAGCAGCAGCAGCGACAGAAAGCGCAAAUGUAGAAUCAGAUCUGCCAAGUUCUGACAACAGCGACCCAAUACUCACAGCUGGUGUGGCUGCGGAGCUCGAAGAGCUCGACGACAGCGACAAAGAUAAUUUGGCGGACACGAACAGCCUCGUGCUGGCUGUCCUAGAACAUCAAGACUCGGUCAAGCAAGACUACGGCAUGACUACAACAUACGAGAUCCCAGGGCAACGCACCCUAGUCCCCUCGCACGUCUGUCGGCGCCACGUCCUCGCUGAACUGGACCUGAAAUCCGUAGCGUUGACUUACGUGAUCGUGCCUAAGCUACGCGAAGCCGCGUUCCUCCGGGCCCGGAUCAAGAACACUUCCUCGCUCACGCUUCACCCUGGCCGAGUGGGGAUCACGGUCGACGGGUCAUUCGUGGGCACGGCGUCACUGGACACGUGCGGACCCAACGUCUACUUCAACAUCUCGCUGGGCAUUGACCCCGGUAUUGAAGUGAAGUACGCCAAGCCCACGGUAAGGCCGCUGACGGGGACGAUGUUCUUCAACAAGGAAGACGGAGCAAAGUUCCGCCGGUCUUGCUGGGUGAAGAACAACAAGAGCACGGCGGUUGACCUAAUCGUGUCUGACCAGAUCCCGGUGACAGAUGAUGAGAAGCUUCGGUUGAGUAUUCGGGAGCCGCAGGGGCUGGAGAAAGAAGGCGACCAAGCGAAUCUGCAGAUGGAGAAGCGUAAAGGGCACGGUACCGUGAAGUUGUCAAAGAACGGCGACGUCACCUGGAUGCUUCGUCUCCAACCAGGCCAGGACAUGCGACUCGUACUGGAGUAUGAGGCGAAAGUGCCCACUGGGAAUGAUGUGGCGGCGGUAUGAACAACCUAGCACUUAACCUAGCAUUUAACCAACUACCUGGAAUUUCUUCUCGUUCAUGACACCCUGCCUCUGUGCGUCCAAAUCAAGUCACCAAUCAAAACUCCCGGGCAUUUUCCCCUUGGGUUUCGUCUCGCUCUCAGUACUUGUCCCAGUGGCCGUAACCAUAGAAGUAGAAGUAGAAGUAGAAGUAGAAGAAGAAGAAGAAGAAGAAACCCCCCACCUCUCCCUCCAACAAGCCAACUCCUCCUUCCACAAAUCAUUUACACAGGGAUCACAAGAACUCCCACAGCACUCGCCCAAGCCCGGCGGUGGAGGGGGAUCGUCACAGGCCCGCGCCGCCGCCCGGACCAGUUGUUUUGAGCGGAUGGCAGAGAGUCGCUUUGCGUUUUUGAUCCGGGGGACGUCUUUUGGGUCGUAGAGGGGGGUGGCCAUUUUUUUUUUUUUUUUUU
Molecule: messenger RNA, 3295 nt
Organism: Aspergillus ochraceoroseus IBT 24754
Lineage: Eukaryota; Fungi; Ascomycota; Eurotiomycetes; Eurotiales; Aspergillaceae
Exons: 2
Coding region: 405-2846 (813 amino acids)
Source: RefSeq, a predicted model, not a curated record